Ipomoea triloba (trilobed morning glory) is the source of this 1091-nucleotide messenger RNA. Its product is annotated as putative B3 domain-containing protein At5g66980. The transcript has 4 exons. Lineage: Eukaryota; Viridiplantae; Streptophyta; Magnoliopsida; Solanales; Convolvulaceae. The coding region runs from base 165 to 878 and encodes 237 amino acids. Gene Ontology annotation, molecular function: DNA binding. The record is from RefSeq and is a predicted model, not a curated record.
AGCCUCCAAACAGAUAUUACUCAGGUUCGUGUUGUUGGUGUAAAUGCCAUCACUGUUCUUUAGUGAACAAUAAAUGCUUCAUACAAUCUAAGGAGUCGUACAUUUUCUUGAGCUUAUCUCCUUUGCAAUAUAAUCCAUAAAAACCUAAGUUUCUCUCUUUUGGAAUGGAACACAAUCUUCCAAUUGGUUGGCGCUUCUUCAAGAUUAUGGGGUGGGGGUUCCAUACGAGUCUGGAUCUGCCACCAAUUAUGUGCAAGAAACUUAAGGAAAAGAAGCCAGAAGAAGUGGUGUUAAUAGGCCAAAAUGGUAGCUUCAAAGUUAAAAUCCAAGAACGCAAAGAUCAAAAACUCUGUUUCACAAAGGGGUGGGAUGAUUUUGUGGGACAAAAUGGCAUAGCUUUUAAAGAUUUUGCCGUGUUUGAACACAUGGGCAGUUUUCAUUUCAGUGUCAUUCUGUUUGAUCGAACUUGUUGCCAGAAAGAUCUCCAUCCCAACCCAGAAACCAGCCAUGAGGGAGGAAAGAAUUUGUGUACCGGGCAAGAAAAUUCUAGCUGCUUUACAACCACCAUCAAAGCCUACAAUGUACGCAGAGGUGGUCCUUUCAUGUACAUUCCCAAGAAGUUUAGUUUAUCAAACAAUCUGUUGAAGAGCACAAACAUCACUCUUAGGGGACCGUGUGGUAAAACCUGGCCAGCCAAACUUAAAUCACGUGGUGGGAAGGUGAAAUCUAAAUCCUAUGCAUGCAUUUUAGAUGGGUGGAAAGAAUUUGCCAUGUACUAUCAUCUUAAGGUGAGAGAUGUCUGCAGCUUUCGCUUCAUUCGUCUCCCAACUUCUUACUCUUUCAUGGUGGAUGUGAAGAAGAUCCUUCCUGUUAAUUAAGUUCGCUAGCUCUGGCACUAAUCCAAGAUGACCUCUGAUCUUUUUUGUCCAUCUUGAAUCAUCUUGUCAAAUGCAGCAUUUGUUUUUUGGUCUGUUUUUGAAUUAUUUUUGCAAACAUGAAAGAAAGCUGCCAGAUUUCUUUCUAGGGUGGUUUCGCCCGUAAGGCCUGUUUUUUAGGUAAGAUACAGAAAGAGGACGGAAAUUAUUGGGAUA